UUUAACUCAAACCCCCUUGGACCUGAAGCCCCCCCAUCUCAGAAAAAAAGAAAAACAGAGAUAACUGAUGGUAUCGUGGACUUCAUUGCCCUGGACAUGAGGCCUGUUAACCUAACAGAGGGCGUGGGGUUUAAGAUGAUGAUGAAAAUCUUGGUGCCUGGUUACACCGUUCCCAAGAGAGAAACUAUUCUGCAUGCUCUGACUGCGAAAUAUGAUUACACAAAAGAGAAGGAUUUGGAGUCUAUCAAAAACAGUUGCGCAGUAACGCAGUUUUACAACCGACAUGUGGACCUCACUGAGAAUGGAGUCUUACAUGACCGUCACUGUACAUUUCAUUACAGAGGCCUGGAAACUGCAGUGUCUUGUGCUGGAGACAAAA
Coregonus sp. 'balchen' is the source of this 379-nucleotide messenger RNA. The record is from the annotation of a GenBank genome assembly. Lineage: Eukaryota; Metazoa; Chordata; Actinopteri; Salmoniformes; Salmonidae.